AUGGAGGGCCGAACGUCCCAAAAGGAAGACCUGAAGCCCACUGGCUCACUUGUUACCACUAGAGUCCCAGGUCUAGUUGUAGCCGAAUGCAAUAGAAUUGAUCGGUCAAUAGAAGAAACCGUGCUUCGGAAGUUAGACUUCAAAUAUAUCCAUGGCGUGUACUGCAAAUCAGGGGGAGCUGUUGCUGAUGCAGAUGCUAGGCUUCUCCCCGUCCUCUCUUUAGCCUCGAAGGCCAUUCUGGAGUCUGCGUCCACGACUGAUAAUCUCAGUCGAAACGCGCGAAACAAGGCCCCUUUGCGCCCGCGGCUCCUUGUAAUAUUGGCGCACAGCAAGACUGCCCUGGACAAAGUCCUACAGGAACUCAGUACACCACCGAGGUGGAGUAUUGAAGAGGAGCUCCGGAAUCUUCAAGGGAAUAACCACAUCAAUCGCCCUGAGUACGCUCAGACAUUGUGCGCCGCUGUUCAGAUCGCCUUGGUGAAUCUCCUGAAAGGGUGGGGGGUUAGUAUGUCUGGCACGAUCAGGCACUCCAGUGGCGAGGUCAUUGCGGCGUAUGGGGCUGGGGCUAUCCCAAUAUAUACAGCAAUUAUCACCGCGCAUCUUUGUGGACAAUGA
Aspergillus alliaceus is the source of this 615-nucleotide messenger RNA. RefSeq lists its product as uncharacterized. The transcript has 3 exons. Gene Ontology annotation, molecular function: transferase activity. The record is from RefSeq and is a predicted model, not a curated record. Lineage: Eukaryota; Fungi; Ascomycota; Eurotiomycetes; Eurotiales; Aspergillaceae. Bases 1 to 615 code for a protein of 204 amino acids.